AUGAGUUUUUACCCACAUCCACAUGUGAACACUGGUCCCCCAACAAUAAUCCGUUCAGAUUCAAACCAUGGUAUUAUUAAUAUGAACCAACACCAUCCACAAGAAGAUUCAAAGGAUAGCCUCAUAGUACAACACCAAGUACAACACCAACAGGAGCUGCUGGAUCAGCACCAACAACAUGAAGAAUUACAUGAAGAUGAGGUUGAUAAUUUAAGUUUUAAAGGUAUGGAAGAUGAAGGAGUUGAAAUGGAUAUGGAUGGCAGACAAUGUUCUCAGGGUAUGGGAGUUGAUAUGGGUUCAGUUCAAACUAAAAUGGAAGUGUCAAAUGGUGGUCAAGUACCAAGGUCAAAACCUCAGGCCUGUAAGGUCUGUGGAAAGGUCCUUUCAUCUGCUUCAUCAUAUUAUGUGCAUAUGAAGUUACACUCAGGAAACAAACCCUUUCAAUGCACGGUUUGCGACGCAGCGUUCUGUCGCAAGCCGUACCUAGAAGUGCACAUGCGCACGCACACCGGCGAGCGCCCCUUCCAAUGCGACCUCUGCCUCAAACGUUUCACGCAAAAGUCCAGUCUCAACACGCACAAACGCGUCCACACUGAUGAGCACAUGCGGGCUCUGAUGGUGAAGGAGCGCCCCUACAAGUGUGAGCUCUGUCAGAUGCGCUUCACGCAGAGCUCCAGCCUCAACAGACACAAGAAAAUACAUACGGAGGAGCACAGACGAGCCCUGUUAGAGAAAGUGCGGCCGUACCAGUGCCACAUCUGUUUUAUGCGCUUCACUCAGAAGUCCAGCCUGGGCCGACAUGGAAAGAUACACACCGAGGAGCACAUCCAAUCGCUGAUCAACAAAGUGCGCCCCUAUCAAUGCGACAUCUGUGACAAGCGGUUCACGCAGAAGUCCAGCCUUGGCACUCAUAAACGUAUACACACCGGCGAGCGGCCCUUCCAGUGCACCGUCUGCCUCAAGUCCUUCACGCAGAAGUGCGCGCUCAAUUUACACGAAAAGAUACAUACGGCGGUAAUGCAAUCGCCGCAAAGACGCAAUAUGGCGCUUAUGCGUAUAAUAACACCGUGUAUCAAAAUUAUGGGUAUCGAUGCCGCCGGGCUCGGGGAGGUCGGGGUGGGAUUGGCUGCGGGCGGGUGUUGUGGCGUCGGCGACGUGCGUUACUCGCUUUUGUGUGUGCACUGGGCGCAGUGCAAGGGCGACCUUACACGUGCGGGCGAUGCCCCGCGGCGUCGCCCGCCGCCCUGCCCGGACACUCACGUGCGCACGCAUACAGGCGAGCGGCCCUAUCAGUGCGACGCGUGUCUCAAACGCUUCACGCAGAAGUCCAGCCUGAAUAUACAUAAACGGACGCACACAGGUGGG
Molecule: messenger RNA, 1365 nt
Organism: Brenthis ino (lesser marbled fritillary)
Lineage: Eukaryota; Metazoa; Arthropoda; Insecta; Lepidoptera; Nymphalidae
Source: the annotation of a GenBank genome assembly